Messenger RNA from Ascochyta rabiei, 756 nucleotides. RefSeq lists its product as uncharacterized. NCBI's taxonomy places the organism in Eukaryota, Fungi, Ascomycota, Dothideomycetes, Pleosporales, Didymellaceae. The transcript has a single exon. The record is from RefSeq and is a predicted model, not a curated record. The coding region runs from base 1 to 756 and encodes 251 amino acids.
AUGACGGAUCCGAUUGACGACGAGUGGGAGUAUGAGUACGACGAGGUCGAAACAGAGGACUUCUACAUUCCAAUCGACCUAUCCAACGUGCCAAAAGGGCAGAAACUCGUCGACAGCGAGCGGCGGACCGGCCAUCCUACACUGUUGAAGAGCAGAUUGCGCGCGCUCAACGCGCAGCGCGGUCAGCAGCAGCAAGAUGCGUCAACAGGCGAAGCCUCGAGCGAGCAGGAGCCGGCAACUUUGGGCGAAGCCCAGAUUAUUGGCCUGCACACGCCAAAUCCCCUUGUCAUGUAUAAUGGCCAAUUAUUGAGCUGCCAGUGGGCUUCGACAAUCGGGACUGAUAUGUUCUUUGCGAAGCCGAGCGCUGAUGCAAGCUCUGAGGAGAAGCCGCUUCGUUCGCUGCCGAAUGUCGAUCUGCUGGCGAUUAGCUCUGCGAAACUUGUUGCCAAAGUUGGACGCUUGCGACCUCGAGAUGAUCUCUUUGAUGGGGUUGGCGAGGAAGACGGCGUGGCUGCUGCUGCGGCGCCAACUGAGGUGAAUAAUGGGGAAGCGCAGGAUUCUGCUCAGGUCUCAGAACCAGCGCCAACGAGCUUUCUGGCAAGAAUUAAUCAGGUUAAAGCAAAAAGAGGAGACUCGACGCGUCUUGCUGUUUCACAGUCUGGAAAUGGUCUUCGCUUGGUAUCUAAGGCUGCUUCUGAUGCUGCUCAAGAUACCACUGGGCAAGGAACUGAAGAUGUCGAGAUGGGUGGCACCUGA